Molecule: messenger RNA, 1953 nt
Organism: Ascoidea rubescens DSM 1968
Lineage: Eukaryota; Fungi; Ascomycota; Saccharomycetes; Ascoideales; Ascoideaceae
Gene: RAD17
Product: Rad17p
Exons: 1
Coding region: 1-1953 (650 amino acids)
Biological process (GO): DNA damage checkpoint signaling; DNA repair
Cellular component (GO): checkpoint clamp complex
Source: RefSeq, a predicted model, not a curated record
AUGAGUGGGCAUUGGGGACUUGGUGAAUGCGAUGAAUCAAUGAACAUCAAGAUCUCGAGCACAGCUUUGUCUGAUCGUUUAAACGACUUGCUGAACAAUAAGACCUCAAACAAUGAGCACAGCAUUCUUGGGAAUAGCAAGCUGAAGAAUGUAGUGGGUGAUCGAAAUCUAUUUAAAUGCAAGACAGCAGAAGUUUCUCAUAUUGCAUCAAUGCUAUCAGCAAUUACAUUUGGGACUCAGUGUGUGAUUAUCAUAACGAAGGAUGGGUUGAUUUUCACCACAGAGAACAACCACAUCAUAAGAAUUUCAAUCAAUUUUGAUAUAGAGCUAUUUGACGAAUAUUAUUUUAAUGCACUGUCAAAUACAGAGACAGGUCGAUUGGGGACCGAUAAUGUUGAUAAUAAUGGUAUAAUUCAGAACAAAGACCAUAGAGAUGAUAUAAAUAAUUUAGAUAAAACAAAUGAUGAAAUUGAACAUGACGAUAACGAAAAAAAUGACGAUAUAAUAAAGGUUAUUGUUGAUUUAAAGACUAUUACCGAGUCGUUCAGUGUGGCAUCUUCAUUGUCAAAAAAAGAAGACAUUCUUAAUGAUAUUUACUGCACAAUGUCCUAUGAGGGAGCUGGAUAUCCUUUUAUAAUUGAAUUCGAUGACUACAAGAUCCAUGAGAUUUGUGAAUUUUCCACAUAUGUUAAUUUUGAUGAUGAGGUCGAUGAUAAAGACGCUGGAAACAAUUUGGAUCUAUACUACGGGUUAAAUUUGAACUACAAUGAAAUUAUUUUUGACAUGAUAAUAAAUGGGGAUGUUAUGUUCAAUAUAUUGAAGGACUUGAAAGACAUUAAUACCGAGGAAUUAUACAUAUAUGCUGGGUCAUAUAAAAAAAAAACUAGGAACAAUGGGUACUUUUUUGCUGAGACUGAUACGAGCGAGAACAAAUGUGCCAAUAGUGAAAACAAUAUCAACACCAGGGAGGGAUAUCGCAUUGAGAAUGAGGUCAUCUUUAUAUCUAAAGGAGAACUAGGAUACUCCAGACUCAUAUUGCCACAGGACCGCAGUAUCCUCGAGAAAUUGGUUUUGAAAAAGUUCAACAAUAUCAAUGGCCAGUUGGAAACUGCCAUCAACGACGAAAUCAUAAGCAAUUUCAAGUUCGAGAGCUUCUUCAAGAUAUUCAGGGCCAUCAGAUCAAGUUCGAGAAUUCGGUUCCAGAAAGACAAUAAUGGCGUUUUGGGCAUCCAUUUGCUGAGCAGCUUUAACAUUGAAGAUCAUGUCAUCAACCCAAAAGCACUCAGUGAGCCCAAUGAAAAAACUAAACGAGAAAAACGGAUUAUAAGAAAAAAAAGAAAUAGGAAAGGAAUUACCAGCAAUUAUAAUGGCAGUAGUGCCAGUGUUAUUAAUAAUAAUCUUAAUCAUAACCCUGCUAAUAGUAAUAAAUUUGGGAAUAAUAUCGAACAAAAAUACUAUCUGGGAACUGUAAUUGAGUUUGUUCUUAUUGAGUCGAUCAAUGACGAAGAUGAGGAACCGUAUAGUCAAGCCAAAGACAAGCAGAGAGCAUUGAAAGAGAUAAUAAUGAACGCAGAUGAGAUAGCAACAAUCAAUCCACAGAAUAGAAAGAGAAGACGAAGAAGCAGCAGAAAAUACACAGCAUCAGACAACUUAGGUGGAUCAAAGGCUUCACGCAGAUCGAAUAUCACGAAAGCAGAUACUGGCCAGAGCAGCGACAUCAUUAAAACCAAGAGAGAUAUAGCUGAGAUAUUGCAUAACAUCUCGGUUGCCAGAUCUAGUGGAGUAAGUCAGCAUAAUAAGUCUGGUGGUGAUACAAACAAACUUUCCGAAAGCACAGUGGGUUUUGAUGCAAAAGAGUUGGAGCAACAAGUAGAACAAGAAGAAUCCGAAGAAGCAGAAACUGCGUCAGAAUUGGAAUUGGAGUCAGACUCAGAUGUCCCAAUUAUUCUUUGA